This is a messenger RNA of Capsaspora owczarzaki ATCC 30864, 456 nucleotides long. RefSeq names its product histone H2A variant H2Av1 copy 2d. Gene Ontology annotation, molecular function: structural constituent of chromatin; DNA binding; protein heterodimerization activity. The transcript has a single exon. Gene Ontology annotation, cellular component: nucleosome. Bases 1 to 456 code for a protein of 151 amino acids. The record is from RefSeq and is a predicted model, not a curated record. Lineage: Eukaryota; Filasterea; Ministeriida; Capsasporidae.
AUGUCCGGUCGUGGCAAGAAGGGCGCCGAGACGGCUUCGUCCGCCGCCGCCAACAAGAAGCAGAAGACGCGCUCGACGCGCGCGGGCCUGCAGUUCCCCGUCGGUCGCAUCCACCGCAUGCUCCGCAAGGGCUCGUACGCUGAGCGCGUCGGCGCUGGUGCCCCCGUGUACCUCGCUGCCGUCCUCGAGUACCUCGCUGCCGAAAUCCUCGAGCUUGCCGGCAACGCUGCCCGCGACAACAAGAAGACGCGCAUCAACCCCCGUCACCUCCAGCUCGCCAUCCGCAACGAUGAGGAGCUCAACAAGCUGCUCGCCGGCGUCACCAUCGCCCAGGGUGGUGUCCUCCCCAACAUCCACACCGUCCUCCUCCCCAAGGGCGAGUCUGAAGCUGACGCUGCCCCCGUCAAGAAGGCUGCCAGCGGCAAGAAGGGUGGCUCGCAGUCCCAGGAGUACUAA